Salpingoeca rosetta is the source of this 1735-nucleotide messenger RNA. RefSeq lists its product as uncharacterized. The record is from RefSeq and is a predicted model, not a curated record. The coding region runs from base 86 to 1441 and encodes 451 amino acids. NCBI's taxonomy places the organism in Eukaryota, Choanoflagellata, Craspedida, Salpingoecidae. The transcript is spliced from 10 exons.
GGCAGCACGAACCGUUACAUACAGUGAAAGAAGGACCACAACACAACAACCACAACAACCACAACAACCACAACACACCACGACGAUGGAUGCGUGGCAUGGGAUUGUGUGCACGCGGGAGGAGGGCCGGCGAUCGCUACGGCGGAGGAAGAGCAGGCACGAUGACUCCUUGGUGAUGACGAGCCACCAGCCAUCGGUCCCCGACUUUGAUGACCUCGAUGACGACGACGACGACGAUGAUGGGGAAUACUUGCACCACACUGGCAAUGGCGCCAACGCACGCGCCACAGGCGAUGACGAAGACAAGCGGGCGCAGUACCUGAUCAAGCACGGCGUCACGGGCUCGCACUUGUUCGUGUACCUGUCAGAUGGGCGGCACGUGUGGACAGCCGUGCACGCGCGCAGCGAGCUUGCUGCGCUGAAUGAGAGGUUCAACCCCAGCGUGGAGAUCAACACGCAGAGCCUGUUGAGCAUCCUGUCCAAGAACAUCUUUGGCGGGGACACCAGCACGACCACGUACCGCCUUCGCAGACACACGUUCGCAGAUGCUCAUGGCGGUCGCGGUGGCAACAACGAUGAUGAGGAUGAGGAAGAGGACCCCGUCAACGAGAGCAGUGGCGGGGAUGGCUGGGCAUUCCGGUCGCUCACGCUGACUGCGGACACGGUGACAUCUGCGCGCGUGAAGCUGCAUUGGGAGACGACGCUGGAGCGCGGCACGCUCGAGGAUGCGUACGAGCAGCUUACUGCGCCACUCAUGUGUGCUUUAGCCGUGAACCUCAAGUACACGGCAGCUCUCGAGGUAUCGCCAUAUCCGACAGCUGGAGCACACGCGGAGCUGAGCAAACACGCUGGGCUGGUUGACGGUGCAUGGGUGGAGAGCGUGCCGUUUCAACGUGUAUUCACACCCCCGUGCAACGAACUCUACAAACGCGUUAUGCAACGCUUGCACCCGGAGCAAGAGCCAUCGGCCUUGGAGCCUGAAUCGAAGAAGAGCAGCAUGGGCGCAUACGCAGCAACAACGCUAGACGCUUCAGCGGACUUGCUGUCGCCAUCGUACGACUCACGUGACGGCGGCAAAGGUCGUGCAUCGUCGCCAUCCCUUCUCCGCAGCAGCGACCUCGCUCCUUCCCAGUCCCCGUCAACGUCCGCCGACGGUGCUGUCCCAUCAACCGACUUUGGGUCACCGAUACCUGCAAGCACCGCGUCUGGCGUGGGCGGCGGCGUUGGUGUCGAUGAGUCACCGCUUGAGCCCGCGUUUGCGCCAAAGAGAAUACAGCGGCGCGCUGUUGGGAAGCGCAAGGCAGAGGCCGAAGACAAGAGAGCAGCACCAGCACUCGCACCCGCACCGGCACCACAGGCACAGCCUGCAGCAGGGGACGAUGGUAGUGGCGAACAAGAGAAGAAGAAGAAGAAAAAGAAGAAGAAACGAGACCUGCUCUGACACCGUGUUGUGUCUGUCACCGCAACGUGUCACCACAACACCACUACAUCAACCACGUUCCACAUCUCAUGUUGCUCUAACUUUUGUUACUUGCAUCUCUACGCAUACACAUUGCCUCUAGUUCUGUUGGUUCCGUUGUUUCUGUUGUUCUUUGAACGUGUAUUUGGUGUUUCUGUUGUUCUUUGAAUGUGUAUUGGGUGGUGAUGCCAUCCAAACAUGUUGGGCGACAGCACCGGACAAGGAGCAAUAAUGGCGGUAACAUAACCAAAAGCAGUGAAAAUGAACAAUAUGUAG